Peromyscus californicus insignis is the source of this 18711-nucleotide messenger RNA. RefSeq names its product zinc finger protein 431-like. Gene Ontology annotation, molecular function: RNA polymerase II cis-regulatory region sequence-specific DNA binding; DNA-binding transcription factor activity, RNA polymerase II-specific. Gene Ontology annotation, biological process: regulation of transcription by RNA polymerase II. The transcript is spliced from 5 exons. Lineage: Eukaryota; Metazoa; Chordata; Mammalia; Rodentia; Cricetidae. The coding region runs from base 418 to 1809 and encodes 463 amino acids. The record is from RefSeq and is a predicted model, not a curated record.
UGUCUUAGCUCUUCUGAGGAAGUCGGAAGUUGUUGCCUGUGCUGUGCAUUGGGUUCUGGGGAGGAUCCGGAUCAGCUCAGCAGCUGCACCAUGGUGAGCGAGGCAUUGCUUUCCACAGACAGGGAGGAGUGGCCGACCAUGGAUUCCUGGAGCUCAGCCCAGUGCUUGGCCAUGUAUCCCUGCAUCUGCUUCCAUCAGUUACUGGAUGAAGGUUCUCUGAUGACAAUUAGGGUAGUCACCAAUCUGAUUACAGGAGAUGGCCAGUUCAGGUACCCUCUCCACUAUGGCUAGGAGUCCUAGCUGGGGUCAUCCUUGUGGAUUCCUAAUGCAGUGACCUAUGAUGAUGUGCAUGUUGACUUCAGUCGGGAAGAGUGGGCUUUGCUGGAUCUUUCCCAGAAGAGUCUCUACAAAGAUGUGAUGCUGGAGACCUAUUGGAACCUCACUGCUAUAGGGUACACAUGGGAAGAUCAUAAUAUUGAAGAACAUUGUAAAAGUUCUAGAAGACAUGGAAGGCAUGAAAGAAGUCAUACUGGAGAGAAACCUUCUGAAUACAUUCAAAGUGUUAAAGUCUAUGCAUAUCAUAAUCAUCUUCAAAGAAAUGAAAGAAUCCAUACCGGAGAGGAACCCUAUGCAUGUAAUCAAUAUGGUAAAGUCUUUUUACAGGACAGUAGUCUCCAAACACAUAAAAGAACACAUACUGGAGAGAAACCCUAUGAAUGUAAUCAGUGUGGUAAAGCUUUUGGACGUCACAAUCAUCUUCUAACACAUACAAGAAUACAUACUGGAGAGAAGCCCUAUGAAUGUAACCAAUGUGGUAAAGCCUUUUCACGACAGAGUAAUCUUCUAACCCAUAAAAGAACACAUACUGGAGAGAAACCCCAUGAAUGUAAUCAAUGUGGUAAAGUCUUUUCACAACACAGAUAUCUCCAAAUACAUAAAAGAAUACAUACUGGAGAGAAACCCUAUGAAUGUAAUCAGUGUGGUAAAGCCUUUUCACGACAGAGUAAUCUUCUAACCCAUAAAAGAAUACAUACUGGAGAGAAACCCUAUGAAUGUAAUCAAUGUGGUAAAACCUUUGCAUUUAGUAGUAGUCUCCAAAAACAUAAAAGCACACAUACUGGGGAGAAACCCUAUGAAUGUAAUCAAUGUGGAAAAGCUUUUUCACAAAAGUGCCAUCUCCAAAUUCAUAAAAGAACUCAUACUGGAGAGAAACCUUAUGAAUGUAAUCAAUGUGGGAAAGCCUUUGCGUGUCAUGGUCAUCUUCUAACGCAUAAAAGAACACAUACUGGAGAGAAACCCUAUGAAUGUAAUCUGUGUGGUAAAGCCUUUGCAUGUGAUAGUAGUCUCCGAGUACAUAAAAGAUCACAUACUGGAGAGAAACCCUAUGAAUGUAAUCAGUGUGAUAAAGCCUUUGCACGUUAUAGUCAUCUCCUAAUGCAUAAAAGAACACAUACCGGAGAGAAACCCUAUGAGUGCAAUCAGUGUGGUAAAGCCUUUGCGCGUUACAGUCAAGUUCUAAUGCAUAAAAGAACACAUACUGGCGAGAAGCCCUAUGAAUGUAAUCAAUGUGGUAAAGCCUUUGCACAUCAUAGUCAUCUUCUAAGGCAUAAAAGAACACAUACAGGAGAGAAACCCUAUGAUUGUAAUCAAUGUCAGAAAGCCUUUACAUGUAACAGUAGACUCCAAAUACACAAAAAAACUUACUCUGGAUUGAACCAUGUGAAUGUAAUCAAUUUGCUAAAGCCUUUGGACAUUACUGCAGUCUUUGAAAUCAUGAGAAAAAAAUCAAACUGCAGAGAAACCCUAUGAAUGAGGUCAGUGUGGUAGGGUUUUGCACUUCAUGGUAGUCUUUAAACAAGAGUAAAAAAGUUUUACUCUAAAGCAUUCUUUUAAAUGCAAUCAUUCUGUUAAAGCCUGUACAUACCACAAUAGUCUUUGAGAAUGUGAAAAAAACUCAUACUGAAGGGAAUCUGGCUAUAAAGGAUUUGGUAAUAUCUUUACCCAACACAUUUACAUAAUACAAGAGUAUUCUGGAGAAAAAAAAUCUGACAAUGUCAACAAUCUAUUCAAGUACUAUAAUGCCUCUAUUUUGUUUGUACCUGCAAACUCAUAUGGACGAAGCCCUACACAUUUAAAUAAUAAAGUAACCCUUUUAGGUUUCAUACAUCUCUUCAGUGACAUGAAAUAACUAAUUCAGGUAUGAAUGUGUAUUUGUUCCUUUUCUGUUGUGAUAAAACAUAAUGUCUGCUUCAACUUAUGAAAGAGUUUGACUCUUGGUUCCAGAAGGAUACAGGAUAACCAUGAAAGUGGCAUGGCGACAGGUGUCAGACAUGUCAUCUAUAGCAGAAGGCUAUGAUCUCACAUACUCAACCCGCAGCAUGGACCAGAGAGUGGGAACUGGAAAAAGUGUGCAGAUGUAAAUUAUGAAAGCAUACCCCCAGUUACAUAUUUCCUUCAGCAGGACGUUGUAUGAUUUUGUGUGUGUAUGUGUGUGUGUGUGUGUGUGUGUGUGUGUGUGUGUGUGUGUGUGCAUGCGUGUGUGUUCUGAUAAAUAAAGCUUGCCUGGAGAUCAGAGUAGAGCUAGCCACAAGUUAACCAUAGAGGCCAGUCUGUGGUGUGUCACACUUUAAUACCAGCAAUUGGGAGGCUCACACCUUUAAUCCCAGCAAUCAGGAGGUAGAGAUAGGAGUCUAAGGUGGGUGCAGACAGGAUCUCAGCCCCCAUUCUGUCUGACAAUCUGGAUAGGUAAGAAGUCACUAGUGGCUUCUCCUUUGCUUCUCUGAUCUUUCAGGUUAUUACCCCAAUAUUUGACUCCUGGUUUUUAUUGAUAAGAUGCAUCAGGAUCACACUUCAUCUGGUGUCUAACUUUUGGGGCAUGAAUUCAUGAAGAAGCCACUUGCCAAUGGCUUUGUAGCCACUGGCACAAGCCACAGCUACACAUAGGGGCUCCCACCAGAGUCACUGCUUCAUGGGCUAGGUUUUCUUUUUCUCCCCAAGCCCUCUGAGCAAGUUUGGGAUUUUUCUGUUGCAGGCUCUCUGCAGCAAACUCUAUAGGUGCUUGGGCUCCAAAUCCCUCUGAAGUUAGCCCCUUACCACUGGCCAGCUCUGCCUCCAGGCAGCUUCCAUUGCACAUGAUUCUUUCCCACCAUCCCCUGUGCGUUUUUCAGACAGCCAGUUCCCUCUCCUGGUGGGUUGUGGGAAUUUUCUGGACCCCCUCCUCAGGCUUCUGCCACACUAAGAAGCUGCCUUGACACCUGGCCAGGCUUUUACUGUUCUAUGCAGCAGCAAUCAGCCUCACACUUCACCAUCAUCUUCACUGUCAUCAGCAGAAUUGGUGAGAGAAUUGGGAGUUCUUAAAGGAGGAAACUAGUUUUAAAAAAGUUUUUCCCCCACAUUAAAAGAUGGGAAACACUAUUACAAUGGAGGAAGUUAGGUCUCUGUAUGGUUACAGAUGGUUUAAAAAUGGAACAAUUAAAUGAAGGAAUAAACAACUGAGAUGGACAUAGUGUUACUUAUCAUUUUGAUAAUUCUUAUUUUCGGUUUGAUAAUUCUUGGUUUAUCCCUAAAAAAGUUGGUUGAUAAUGAAUGCCAAGAUAUAGGUCUUAGAAAAGUUUACUAAAAUAGACCGUAGAGAUAUUCAGGCCCAGUCAGAGGAAUUUAAAGGAAAUCUAACCACAACAUUACAUUAAAAAAUUAGAAACAGCCCAAGGUUAACAAUCAACCUUAAUUUAUCCAGUCACCUUACAGAAAUAACUGCAAAAUAACAUAUCCCCAACGCUGUGUAAGAGCUGACUGGAUUUAAGGAAACAAUAGUCUCAUGGUAUGAAUUCCCUUUUUGUAAAGCAGGCAUUAAAUUCAUGGUCCACUAGUAACAGAAAUGUCCCACAAGACUGGAAAGACUUGGUUACAGCAGAAUUGGAGCCUUGUCCUCAAUUCCAGUGGAGGACCUGGUGGAAAGAUGAGGCUAGGACUAUUAAACAUGAAGUAGGGCUAGAGGUAUUGAAAUCUCCCAAGACCAACUUUGUGGAGAGGGCAAUUAUGUUGAUGCAUAAAGAUAGUCUAUAUAAUGACCACUCCCUAGCUCUAUGCCAUGAAGCAGCUUUGAAUGCUUGGGACAGAAUUUAAGUCAGAAAGAGAACUGAUUCAUUUACUAAAGUUAUAUAGGGCCCAAAAGAAACCUUCACUGAUUUUUUUUUUUUUUACAAAGAUUGAUUUCAGCUGUAAAUAGAAUGAUACCAAAUCAGGAAGCUAGACAAAUGCUAACUGAAAUCUUUGGCUUUUGAAAAUGCUAAUUCACAAUGCAAAAGGGUAAUAAGGCCUUUAAAGGCAAGAUCAGUACCUAUAGAGGAAUGGAUGCGAGAUACAGUCAAUAUCUCAUAACCAUGAUGAUGCUUGAAUGGGAGAGAUGAUUUCCAGAAGCUUGAAGAAAAAUCAAAAUGUCACGUGUUUUAAUUGUGGCAAACAAGAUCACCUAAAAAGGGAUUGUAGACAGGGCAUUCCUAGAAACAAUGUUUUCUCUGGGAAAAUGCAAAGAGAAGGCCCCUCCCUUCUGGAUUAUGCAGAAGGUGCAACAAAGGCUGACAUUGGACAAAUGAAUGCAGAUCAAUAAGGGACAGACAGGAUAACCCUUUGCAGUCAGAAAAUGCCUUGGGGGGCCUCUCACAGGCCCCCAUGUCAAAUUUGUUUCACUCAUUCCUGAUCACCAUGGGGGAAACUCCUCCUCAGAGCAAGUAAAGGAUAUAAUGCCUAUUGUAAAAAACCAUACUGCUCUGGAUGAUAGAACAGCUUUAGAAGAUAAAACAAAAAUUUCAGGAGAAUGCAAGUAUUUUGGCAGAUUUCUAUAAUUGAUCAAAGAUCAAAGCUAAAAAUAUGAAUAAAUGACAGUGUAAUUGAAGGUAUGUAGAUAGGGGCAGAUGUAAUAAUAAUUGCAACAUAAUCUUGGCAUCUAAAUUGGCCUCUUCAGGAGGUAAAUGUUCAGCUUUUAGGGAUUGGAACUUUAUCUUGGGUAAAACAAAGUGUGACGCAAAUGUAUAGGGCCAGAAAGACAGAGAAGAAAUCAUAAAUUAAUGUAUGUUUCUGGGGAAACUGUUAGAAGGUAUUAAAAAGAAUAGCCAUUGACCAUUCAAGUUGUACAAAAACAGGGCACAACAGCCAUUGAUCUUUCAAAGGUACCAACAGCCCUACUUUUAGUUGAUUGAUAGACCUGCUUGGAUGGAACAAUGGCCUUUGACAUCAGAGAAAUUACAGGCCUUAGAACAACUGGUACAGGAGCAGCUAAAUGCUCAACAUGUUGAGGAAUUGAACAUUCCUUGGGAUUCUCCUGUAUUAUUGAAAAGAAAUCUUGAAAAUAGAGAAUGAUAAUAGAUCUAAGAGCUGUUAAUAAGGUGAUUCAGCCAAUUGGCUCUUUACAGCAUGGAAUUCCCCUGCCUUCUCUGUUAUCUAAAGUAUGGUCUAUUAUAGUUAUUGAUUUAAAACACUGUUUUUUCACUAUACAUUUACAAGAAAAAGGACAGAGAAAAAUUUGCCAUUCUGGUGCCUACUUAAAAUGAUUCUCAAUCUGUUAAGAGAUAUUAAUGGAAAGUUCUCCCCAAAGAGAUUUUAAACAGCCCUACCCUGUGCCAAUAUUUUGUUCAAUAGUCAUUGGAAAUAAUUCAUGUACAGUGUCCUCAAUCUAUAGUUUAGCAUUAUAUGGAUAACAUCUUACUAGCUGAUUCAAAUGUAGAUACUUUAGAGAAAAUGUUUGAAGAACUAAAGAAAAUUUUGCCUUGUUGGGGAUUACAAAAUUGUUCCUGAAAAAAUACAAAGAAGAGAUUCUACUAAUUAUUUAGGAUAUAAGUUUACAAAAAUUAAAUCCAAAAAAGGUACAUAUCAGGAGAGAUCAAUUGAGAACUCUUAAUGACUUUCAAAAAUUGUGGGGAGACAUUACCUAUUUACAGCUAACUAUUGGAGUAACAAAUCAAGAACUGAGUAAUUUGCUUGAAACUUUACAAGAUGACAAACACUUAAAUAUUCCAAGAAAAUUAUCAGCUGAAGCUGAGAGAGAAUUGGUUUUGGUGGAAAAGAAAUUACAGGAUGCACAUGUGGAUCCUGUGGAUCUGGAACUUUAUUGCAUCCUGGUUAUUUUACCCUUUAUACAUUUCCCUAUAGGUAUUUUAAUGCAGCAAGAAGACAGUAUCUUAGAAUGGAUACUUUUUAAUCACACAAACAAAGUAAAAUGUUAAAGACAUAUUUGGAAAAGGUUUUGAGUUGAUUCAAAAAGGAAAAUUAAAACUUUGUCACUUGACAGGAAUGGACCCAGCAGAAAUUGUAGUACCUUUUGUUAAUGUUGAAAUUUCCUCUUUAUCAGUAGAACUAACUAGAUCCUCCCUCACAUUGUGUAGGGAACACCAAUUUCUGGAGCCCCUACAUUUUAUACUGAUGCAAACAAAUCAGGAAAAGCAGGUUAUAAAUCAGUUAUAAAUCAGGAAAUUUAAGUGGCUCAAAGCCCUUAUGAUAUUGUCCAAAAGUAAAAAUUAUAUGCUAUUCUGAUGGUAUUAAUGGAUUUUAUAGAACCUCUUAAUAUAGUUACUAACUCUCAAUAUGCAGAAAGAGUUGUUUUAUAAAUCAAAACUGAUGAACUUCUUCCUGAUGAAUCAGAAUUAACUUCAUUAUUUAUAUGAUUACAGGAACUAGUGAGGAAUAGGAAUCAUCCCAUAUAUAUGACACAUAUCAGAUCCCACACAGGUCUGCCAGGCCUCUAGCACAAGGUAAUAAUGACAUUGAUCAGUUAUUAGUAGGAAAUGUGCUGGAGGCCUCAGAAUUUCAUUGAGUGCACCAUGUCAAUAGCAAAGGCCUGAAAAAGGAUUUUUCCAUCACUUGGCAAGAAAACAAGGAAAUUAUAAAAAAAAAUACCCUACUUGGUACUUGUAUAACUAAACCCCAGUAUUUGCAGGAAGUGUCCCAAAGGGUACUCAAAGAAAUAAAAUUUGGUGAAUAGGUGUGUCUCAUUUUGAAGAGUUUGAAAAAUUAAAAUAUGUUCACCACAUCAUAGAUACAUAUUCAGGAUUUCAAUGGACACCUGCUUUGAGUUCUGGAAAAGCUGAUUCUAUAAUCACACAUUUGUUAGAAGUUAUGACCAUCAUGGGUAUACCUGUACAAAUUAACACUGACAAUGCUCCAUCGUUGGUCUCUAGUAAAAUGAAACAGUUUUUUGCAUAUUACAACAUAAAGUAUACUACAGGUAUACCACACAAUCCUAUAUGGCAAGCAGUUAUAGAAAGAUCUAAUUGAACUAUAAAGGAUAUGCUAAAUAAACAGAAAGGGUUAAUAAAGACUCACAGAGAUAGAUUGUAUAAUGCUGUAUUAACUUAAUUUUCUAGAUGGUAAUGAGAAAGGAAUAACAGCUUCAGAAGGACAUUGAAUAAUAGAAAAAAACUACAGAAUUAAAUCAGCAUAUAUACUUUAAAGAUGUGUUGAUCUCAGAAUGGAAAUCAGGAUAUGUAUUACAUUGGGGAAGAGGUUUUGCUUUUGUUUCUCCAGGAGAAGAAAUGCUAUCAAAGGAACCAUCAACAUUGAUAAAGAUUAGAUUUCAACAAGAAUGACCUCUUGAUUAGAAAAGAUGAUAGUUCAUCAACCAGCAUAACCAUUCAAUCUAAACUAACAUAUAAGACUAACAAAUGCUUUUCAUUUGAUCAGAUAUAACUUGCCAAAAGGGAGAAUCCCCAAAGUCAGGGUUAGGGCAGGGUUUUGUUUUUGUCUUUCCAGGAGAAUGGAAGUAAUCAGCCAAGGAAUCUGAAGACCACUGGACUAAUGAGAUAUCUGAAGAAAAAGGACACAUCAUCCAGAAAAAAAAUGUCCCAAGAAAAAGAGCAAAUUGACCUAUUGAUAUAUCACAUUUCCAACAGGAUAAAAUUUCAUAAAUAUUUCCAAGUGUUAGUUUCUGUUGUUCUUUACAGAUGCAUAAUGCAAAUAGUCUUUUUAUAGUCCCAGUUCAAUUAGAAAUUAAAGCUGGCUUUCAAUUUGGAGUGUAGCUCUCUCCUCUAAACCCAAGCAUUCUUGUUAAAAGGAAAAUCCAAAAUCUCACUCUUAUGUCAGAAGAUCCACCUGAUAUGGGAUAGAAGAGAAGCCAAAAUUAAGGGACUAUUCUAUUGACAUUAAUCCCAUAAUCUUUUGGUUAUAUUUGGACUCAUAAAAUUUUCUUGGUGUUGUUUGAAUCUUAAGUGGUCUUACAAUAAAAAACCCAGAGCUGGGUAUCAGGGUGAAAGCUGAAAGAUCAGAGAAGCAGAACCGCCAGCCACUAGCUCUUAACUCUCUGAAAUCCUCAGUCUAAAGAGAAUGAGUUCCUGUUUCCUUGUGCCUUAUAGAUCUUUCUCUGCUCAGAUACACCUUCCUGGGAUUGAAGGCAUGUGUUCUUCCUAGUACUGGGGUUAAAGGUGUGUGCCACCACUGCCUGGCUCUGUUUCCAGUGUGGCCUUGAACUCACAGAGAUCCAGAUAAAUCUCUGCCUCCCAAGUGAUAGGAUUAAGGGUGUGUGUCACCACUGCCUGACCUCAAUGUCUAAUCUAGUGGCUGGCUCUGUUCUCUGAUCCUCAGAAAAGUUUACUAGGGUAUACAAUAUAUCACCAUAUUAAGUUAUAAAUAUUAUAUCAAAAUUUAUAAGAUUAAUAUAUAUUAAACUUUUUGUCAUGAUAUUUAUGGUCAUAUAGAGUACUAACUAAUUCUAGAAAAGGGCUUCAUCUAGCUUCCUGUACAUGAUUUUGGGUUUGAGUCUCUAUCAGGUAACUAGGAAUUAAGUUUUUGUACAUUUGGAUGUAUAUAACAUAUUAUAGUCCUUUAACUUCUUUGAAAUCUGCUGCAUAUGACAUUUAAAAUGUUUAAGUUUUCUGUAUGACCAUGCCUAAAAACAACCUUUUAAUGCUCCAAAAGGAGGAUGGGGCUCCACUACAAUGAUUCCACCUGGACUGUGGUAGUGACACUAAGCUGACAAACACCACCUAAAGAUCUGCUUUGGACUACAAACUGCUCAUGAGAAUUUCAAGUUGACUGGCUGAGAUGAUCCAGCCUCACAGACUACUCUAGCCAGUACUUGAGACAAGCUCUUCACUUUACACAAAGACUGGACAACAAAUGAUAUAGCUAGCUCUCCCAGUACUUGACAGUUAUCCAUAUUUUUUUCAGGGUCUCCUAAAGAUGACCUUACCCCAGACAGCAAGAAGUAAUUUUAAGAACAUGAUACCCAAAUUCCCAAGAAGUGAUGUGGGAGGUUUUGGGGCAUUCAGUGGGUUAUGGAUAUUUGUUAUUGGUUAGGAGGGUUGGUUACAAGUUGUUAUUGGGAAUGGUCAGGAAAAAAGCUGAACAAAGGAGAUUAGAUUCAGGGAUCUUUCUAAAAAGAAAAAGGGGAUAUAGAAAUAAGAUAAAAUGGUAUAUUAUUGAAUCUACGUUUAAAGCAAAAAAGCAACUACUAAUUUAAAUAUUUUACAUUGAUAUGGAUUUUUGUAUAUUGAUACCAAUUUAAAAUUAUUUUGUUUAUAACAUACUGUACAUACAUUUCUACUCUUAUUCAAGGUAUUGUACCUAUACAGCUCAUCUGACAUGUAAUGUAAAUUUCUCAAGUUAUUAUUACAAAUUAUUUAUGAUAAUAAAGAAAUGCAGGUUAGCAGUUAGUCAUUUAUUAUAAUCAAACUUGUAGUCAUGUUAGGUAGGUCAAACAGAAAUAUAUUUUAGAUAGGCAAGUGAUCUUCAAAUACUUUAGAGAUCUACAGAAUAUGACAUUUAAGGUGUUUUAAUAACAUUAGUUUUUUAUGACAGUGAGACAUGUCUGCUGCUGGCAGCACUGAUCUACUUCAGAGAUGAUGAUGGGCAUUGAAGAAACUCCAUAUGGAGUUUACUUCCUUUGUGGCAAAAGUUAUCCACUUGGCAAGGAACUGCCAUUGCCUUGAACUGAAUGCUGACAGCAUGCUGUCCAAGUUGGAUGAGCAGGACAGAAAAGAAAGUGACUUCUGAACUUUGCCAAACAAGGCAGGACAGUCCUUCAAAAAUCCUGCUUCACAGAUAAGUCUGUCAGAUAUUCUAGGCCUGUAGGUUGAAGAUGUAUGCUCCAACAUUGCAGAGGAAACUUGGAUUCCAAAACAUCAGAGAGAUUUACCCACGUUGCCUGCAGAGGACCUGUAUUGUAGUUGGGCACAUCACAAUGAACUGAUUUAGCCCUUUUAAUUCACUUAUUGAGAAUUAAGUGGCUGGGCUGGUUAAGGGUAGCUAGGACUCAGGCUCAGGUUCUAAUUCUUGUAACAGAAGAGUCCCAUCAGCCCUCCUAUCUGAAAGUCUUCCAACUAUGAACAAUAGUGCUUUUCUUUAUCAUUAAGUCUGUUAUAAUUCAUCAAAGGACCUGGGCAGAUUUCUGUCCUUAUUCUACAGAUGGUGAAUCCCAGGCUCACAGAGAUACAUGGAUUUUUAAUAUAGUUAAGUGUAACUGCUCACUGUAAAUGAAGUUCAAAAGAUGCCACCUAAGUCAAACAUAGUGGCAUAAGACUAUAAUCAUGGUACUUAGAAAGUGCCAGCAGGAGUUUCAGGAUUUCAAAGUCAUUCAAGUUGAGAGUGAUGAAUGGGGUAUGGAGGGAGACCCACAAAACCAAGGGGAAUGAAGAUUGUGCCAGGCCAAUGCCCAUAGUCUUUCUUGAAGCUCCAGAACUUCAGGGGGUAUGACACCAACAAGUGUUAGCUCUGGAGCUCAGGAUUGAGCUCUGUCCCCUUACCAGUGACUUCUUCCUUGCGGCGUAAGAGGCCAGUUGAGGAGCUCUGGGAAGUGGGAGUUCCACUCCUUUUGUAUUCCAAGCCCACAGCAUUCGUACCAACUAAAGGGUGUCUCUUUAUUUGUGCAUGGGGCUGGGCAAGGAGAGAAGUACCCAGAGCAGCCCAUUGGCUAGGAUGGUUGUUUAUCUGCCUCAUCCCCACCUACAUCCUAGAGGCUGAAUCACAGAGCCAGGGGAGGAUGUUGCAGGUCUAAGUGAACUGAGGAGCUCAAGCUCACAUGGUGAUGAGCAUACCCUGCUUACCUGGGACAGAGGCUGAGACUUGGUGCUAGGUUUUCUUUGUGUGGCUGAAGGGCCAGCAGAGUAAAGGCAUCAUUGGCUUAGGACUCCAUGGGCCACACAUCUGCUCCCUGCUCCCUGCAUGCUGGGACCACACAAGUUUUCCUCCUAUCCCUUACAGUCUCUUUCUGCUGUCUUCCUUUUCCCUUGAUUUCACCCUGUCCAGUGCACUCCUCAAAUUCAGUAAGCUGUCAGGGUAAAACAGAACCAGCCGGCAGCGCAACCACGAUGGAGGAGUGGAGGCUACCUGGUUUGCAGUCUGUGGCUAGAGCCCAGACUGGUGUGUAAGUUGCUGGGAUUCUCCCAUCUCAGCCUCUUUAACUACCAGAAUUUUAAUCAACAUGGGCCACUAUGCCUGGCCAGAGGAUGAUUGUCAUUGACAAAAUUACGUCUUCCUUCAACUGGUAAGUGAGCAAAUAACCGUGGGAGAUUAUGAUAUUUGCCAGUUAUAACUCAGAACUCACAGCAGCUCAUUUCACAUAGAUGAUAAAAUAGGUAUUUAUAAAAUUCUAUCCUAGGUAUGUAAUAAUGGAAAAACGUGAUAAAUUGGUGGGUUAUAUUUCCUGAGAAUCCGAAGUCCAUCUGUUUCGUAAUUUAGCCCUUUAAUUUCCUCUAAGAUAUAUUUUUUUCACUGAUUCUGGCAUUGGGUAAAAGAAUCACCUUACGAAGAUGCAAACUUCUUUGCAGUACACAGUCUAGAACUCACACCUGUGCCACAGGUGCUGUACUAGGCUCAGCUUCCCAAAUGGCUGCAGUUACAGGCAUGAGCCACUGUUUCUGAUUGCAGAUUACUUUUCCAUUGGCAACACCUUCUUGUAGUUACCAUUUAGAAUGGUGCAGAUGUUUUCAUAGGCUAAAUUUUAUAUUCUGAUAAAGGUUCAAUUUAGUCAUGACAAAUACACGAGUAUAAAAAUCCCUGAGGCUUUUUUUUCCCCGGAAACAAUAUCUCUUUUGUGUGAGUAGUACAUGAAUAACAGAAUUGUUACCAAUGCUAUUUUAGAAAUGUUUCUUGAACAGUAAACAUUUAAUGCAUCCUUGCUGGCUAGCUGUUCUCCAACUAGCUAGCUAUUGACCAAAAACUGAAUUGGUAUAGAGACAAAUGGUUAGUAAUAGAAGUAUGGUUAAUUUACUGAGGAAGUAAAAGGCCCUCUGGUGAGUAGAAGUUGGUUACUGGAAAAGGAGCACAAGAACUCCUGACCACCGAAGUCCUCAUUGAGGUCCUCUUCCUCCUUUUCAUUCAUUUGUCUGUAAUGUACAUUGGUUUUUAUGCAUGUCUACAUGUGUGGAGGCGUAUUGUUUGUACCCAUAUGUGUGGAGGCGAGAGACUGAGUUUUGAUCUUUGUCUUAGAUGCCAAUUUUCUAUUGACGGGAGGAGGCUAGGAAGUGAAAACAAAAGCGUUGUUCAGUGCAUGGUGUUCUAGUGCAUGAUGGGGCACAUGUAGACAACAAAUGUGGAGCAAAGGAGUCCUUAGAGCAAAAGUCUUGGAGAUUUCAGGUGGGGGCCUGAGGUGAGGCACUAAGACCCAGCAUAGCUUAUCUCACCAGCCUGCAACUGUCACAGCUACCUGCUGGCAACGACUUUCCUAGCACCUGGUGUUCUGUUCUUUUGGUUCUUGUGCUUUCUCAAGACAGGCUCUAGGCUGAUGCAAAUUUACAUGGGUCUUCCAAGUCUGACCAUUUAAAAGUGCCAGAUUCCUUUAAUGCCUUGCUAGUUUUAAGAAAAUUCUUAAAUCUCCUCUGGAAGCCAAUAAACAUGUACAGUAAGUGUCAAUAACACAUCACAACUAACACACACCGUGGAAGUCUGGUGUCGCCCCUUUAGUAUAAAUGAGGUAAUCCCCAGAGGGCUGAGUGAUGGCAGGAAGUUUAUUGAUACCUAUGUUUUGUUUUAUGCCAUAGUAACAAAGAAGUCACAUGGGAUUUACAUUUUAUGAAACCAUUAGCAAAGAAGAGGGCCAAGGCUGCUUUCAUUGGGAUAAGGUCAACAGCCAAGAUAGGAGCAAACCACAUUGUUCCUUUCUGCUCAAGGUUAGUUCAACCCUGUGUGAGGGUGAGCCCAUCCCCCAAUUGGGCACAAGGCCCUGUAGGAUACACAUCUCACAAAUUAAAUGUGCACUGUUAUACUAUUUUCUUUGAAGAGUCACUUUAGUUAGUAUAGUGUGGCUAUAGGAGGAGAUGAUGCCUAUGGCCUAGACAGAUAGAUCUUAAAUAGCAAAGGAGUACAGGAAAGAAUCCAUGGUCUCCAUCAGAGACAGUUGAAUCCAUAUGUCUUUACAUAAGAAUUUUAACUGUGGAAGCUAAGCACUGUCAUCCAGGGGUUUUAACUUCUCAGUCCCCAAAUACAAGAUGUUGCUUGGCCCAAUUUAUCCCAGUUGAGUAUGCUGUACCCUGAGAUCAAAUGAAUCUGUGCCUCUCCAUGUAAGCUGGAAUUUAAAACUUUUGGAAACCCUUUGAAAGAGUUCAUCCUAAUUAAAACCUUGGUAGCUUUUUUGGCACUUUUACUCAGAAAAAAACAUUGCCUUGUGAUAUUUUCUAAGACAGUCAGACAUAGCCACACCAAGAGACUGACUUUGAUCCUUCCACCAGACCUGAUGCAAGUUUUCCCAGAUUCUCUCAGUGGGUUGGGUGGGGAGGGAUACAAUGGAAAGUGCCAUGCAUGCAGAAGAAAGAUAGAGACACAAACCUGAGUUUGAGGUCUCCCAUUGUUCACUCUCUUUAGUCAGGUCAGGGCAGGUUAUAUUACGGAAGCCUGUAGCUCAGGCAGAGGACUUGGCUCACUUCUGCUUAAGAGAAAUACUUUCUUUCUUCAGUGUCUUUGUUUCUCUUUUUCUUUAGAGCUCAUUCUACCUAGGUUGUUUUCCCACCUUGGUUUACAGUGCACCUAGUGUCCAUUUAUGGAGAUUUCUUGCACCCAAGUUUCAUGUCAAAUAACAUGUCUCAACCGCCCCCCCCCCCCCAUCCCUAUGACCUGACUACCAAAGAAACACUUUCUUCUUCCCCAUAGCAUGUCUUACCAUUGGUCUGUGUACAGCCUGGUCCUUGUUGCCCUGGUAAUUUCCUUGUACCACUGUCAUUAUGAUGUCCAGAGGCUUCCAUCCCUGGGGUUCUUUUGCUCAACUGCAGAGUUCCAGAGGCACAGGGCCACAACAGAAGCAGGUGGGAAGCAUUUAUCCUAUGAGACCAUCUGAGGUGGUUCCUCGGGUGAGCAAAAUUCUUAGAUUAACCUGUUAAUUGCAACAAAUAAGUGUCUGGGCAAGGCAAACUCUUCUCUUGCUCUAGCAGGUGUGCUCUUGAAAAGGGAAUUUACCUAGACAGGAACUGCACUUAAUUUUAUCCUGAGGUAAGUGGUGACUGUGUCUUUUCCCCAAUAUCUGGCAUCAGUCCUCACAAUCAUUAUGUGAGUAUGAAGGAAUUGGUGCAUAGGAAAUGAAGGGGGAGGGAGGAACUGCUCCAGGCCAUCAAAUUCCUAGAAUUCGGAGUUGGUCCUGGGAAUAAAUAAUAUUUUACCGGGUGGAGGAAGUAUUGAUAAUUGAAUUCCAUAUCCUAACCUCAAGUUUGAUAUUACUUGAUAGAAAAGAUUCAUAUUGGAUAUUUCUUACAUCACUGUGUCUGCAUUUGUUGACACCAAAGAGAAAACAGGGGUGGUAGAAGCAUAGCAGUCUUCUCUGAUCACCUCCAUAUCCAGAGAUAGCUCUAGAGAGUGGGGCCUCUCUGUUGGCCAUAAGAUCAGCAGCUGCAGAGUCAAUAACGUAAAAGAUUAGGGUUCACCUUAAGUCAGUUUGGGAGGAGUUGUGAAGUCUUUGUGUACUUAAUCUCGAUACAUAUAGAACCAUACACAGUUGGAUAACAUCUGCCAAUAUUGCACUUUUCCGGGCUGAGUUUCCUCUGUCCUUUGUUUAAAACUUCACUAUACUUUUGUGAUUUUUUUUCUUGACUUUUUCUUUCCAUCAGUUUAUUUGUUCACAAAUAUGUCACCCUUUCUUGAUUGUUGUAGUUUUGUGCUCAGUAGAGAGGUCAGAUUGGGUUAAUGUGUGCAUUAUUUCUUCACAAUCCUAUUGAGCAUUACGAGUUUUUCUGCUUUCCAUAUAGCUUUAGAAUCAGCUUCUCUUUUAUCGAUUGUUGGGAGUUUUCCUUGAGUGUGUUGAAGUUAUUGCUGCAAAUUCAACAUACCGGACAUUGUAAUAUUAAUUCAUCUUGUUCACAAGGAUCAUUGAAUAUCUCACCAUUUAUUUAGUUCUUUGAUUUUUUAAAAAGAUUUAUUUAUUUAUUAUGCACACAGUGUUCUGCCUGCAUGUGUACCUGCAUGACAGAAGAGGGCAUCAGACCUCAGUAUAGAUGGUUGUGAGCCACCAUGUGGUUGCUGGGAAUUGAACUCAGGUCUUCUGAAAGAGCAGCUAGUGCUCUUAACCUCUGAGCCAUCUCUCCAGCCCCGUGUUUUUGAUAAUAUGUGAAAGAUUUAGUAUAUUGGAUAAUAAUUACUUUAGGACUUCACAGGUAGCUCAACACAUACUCUUCUUGGAGAUGACCUGUGAUCAGAUCCCAACAUCCAAGUCAGGAGGCUCAUAGCUACCUGCAACUCCAGAUCCAGGUGAUCUGACACACUUCUCUGGGGUGUCAUUUACAUUCACAUGGAAGACAUUCUCUUUUUUACACACAAAUACACAUAAAAAUGGGAAUAUUUUAUUUUGCCAAAAGCACUUAUGGCUUAUAAAUGAAUUAGAGCAAAACAUGUUGCUUUAUGUAUAAUAGACAUCAUACAACUUUUCUUUAAAAAUCUGUUAUCUUGCUUUGGGUUUUUAAAAGGUUUACCUUACCUUAUCUCAUUAUAAUACAGAAUUACAUCUAAUCUUUAAUCAUUGGAAACAUGCAAUAGUUGAUAACUGAUCAUAAAAGCCAUCAUUUCCUUUAUCAUAAGAGAAUGAAAUAUUUUUUAUUGGUUAAAAUUAUUAUCUCCAAAAUUUAAACAUCAGAGUGCUCCAAGGAAAUCUCUCCAAGUUUGGAAGGAUAGUCCCCCAAACACACCAGUUUCUAUUAUUGGGAAAUUAGAGCACUAGAGUGCACACAGUGUGAGUGCUUGCCAGUAAUUUCUUAAAUAAUAAAAAAUAAAUGUCUUAUUAUUUUCAUUAGAAUCUUAUAGUUUUUGUUUAAAGGACCAUGUUAUAUUUGUAGGUUUGUGUUUGUGUCUUUCAUCAAUAGUGUUGUCUAUGUUGCAAUAGUUUUGUUAGUUAUAGACUUAAGUAUUUAUUAUUCUUUUUUAGAAAAUGAUGGACUUGCAUGUACUUUUAAAUUCUGAAAAUUGGCUACUGUAUCUUAUUACUUUCUAGAAAUUUGUUCUUUGGAGGAUCUUUCUGUAAAGAAGUAGUAUUGUUUUUGUCUUCUCAACAUCACUGGCUUUCUUGUUCUCAUUUCUUGGCAUAUCUGUGUUUUCCAAUUGUUGCUACAUUUGCUUGUGCUUUUGCUAAUUAAAUGAUUGAUAUAGUUAAUACAUUGACUUUGAAUUGUUCAAUAUUAUUAUUUUCUGUGUGUCCUAAUUAGCUUCAGCUAUCAAUGUUACAUACCCUAGUAUGAUCUGAGGAGUACCAGUUUAGGGCUGGCCAAGAUCAGAAUCAUCUGUGGCUAUACCUGAGAGAUUACCUUGAUUGUUGAUUGAGUGGGAAGGCCUAAUCACUGAGGUUGUCAGUAUCCCUAAGCAAGUGGCCUAGACUAGAUAAGAGAGUAAGCUGAGCAAGAGACAUUGACCAGGUAAAAGAAGGUGCAAGCAAACAAUGUCCCACCAUGGGUUUUUAACCUUCAUUUGCUAGCCUGAGUUUUUUUUUCCUUUGAGUUCUCAAAUGAUUGAAUGUGUCCUGGCAGUUUCAGCCAAAUAAACCUGUUCAUAACCUCAUUUGCUUUUGGUAAAAGGAUUUAAUCAUAGAAACAGAAAAGAAAUUCAGAACAAAGAUUGGUAGCCUUAAAAUGAGGUUGUUGCUAUAAGAAUCUGCAAAUGUUGUAUUUUGGAAGAAUUCAAAAGAUAGCAGGACUCUGGAUAUCAAAAGCAAUUGCAAGCUCUACACAGUUCUUAAAGGGCCAUUCCAGGAAAAACUGGAAAAUGAGAGUGCUGAGAGUAAUUUAGAUAGUGGAGGUCAAGGUCAUGAGGAUUCAGUGGGAAAUAAACUACAUUAAAAAACUAGGCUAGAGGUCAUGUGGUAGUUUGAAUGAGAAUGGUCCCUAAAAGGUUAUAUAUCUGAAUGCGUAUUCCCCAAUUAGUGGAACUGAUUGGGAAACAUUAGGGGAUAUGGUGUAGUUGGAGAUGUGUCAUUAGAAAUGGGCUCUCCCUUUCUGCCUGCCAAGUGUGUAAACUCUCACCUCCACGCUUGCUUACUGCCAUCUUUCCUGCCAUGAAGAUAAUGGACUAAUCCUCUGAAAAGUGUAAGCAGCCCCCAAUUAAAAGCCUUCUGUUAUAGUAGUUGAUUUGUCAGAUGUCCCUUCACAGAAGUAAAACAGUAAUUUAGACAGGUCAUCUGUGUAAUAUUUUGGCAAAGAAAUCUGUCUGCAUUCUGGCUGUGGCUUGAGAAACUUAGGCACAAUUAAAAAGUAAUGGCUUCUUUGACAAAACAUUGAGUCAGUGAUAUGGUUAGUCCUUAUGAUUCAUAUGGAUCUAUAGUAAAAAGAGCAACAAUUGGGACAAAAGUAAUGAAAUGUGUGUUUGGGGAGAAAAAAAAACAAGUCAUUUUAAAAGGAAAGAGGAAAGUAGGGUCACCCUUCUUGUUUCAGAGCCCAUUCAAUAGGAUAUGGCAUUGCAAGAGAAAUGCCUCCUAACAGAUAUUCAGAGCCACAAACAGAACAACAGGAUUGAGUGUGCAUCAAAGAAACAGUAUCAACAAUUACCAACUUCAAAAAAGGAUCGACAAGCUGAGCCUGAUGGCUCAUGCCUUUAAUCCAGAACUUAGGUAGCUUUAGUUGGUAGUCACAUACUAAAACAGAGGCAGUAAUUUUGAAGGAGUUUUAAUUUUUGACAUAAUUUUAAUUAAAGAAAAGACACCUAAGCUUAAUUGUAAGCAUAGGAAAUGUGCCCCAGGGCUAAGACCCCACUCAGCUAAGGCUUCAAGUUAGGGAAAUAAAAGGCAAGCUGAAUUCUAGCCACAGAAAGCAACUUCAUACAGAACCUGCUGCUACUCUGUUCCAAGUGGGUCAGAGUCCAUUCUUAGCCAUACCCCCAUAUGGUGAUAUCAUCUGAAUGCUACUUUCUCUAGAAAUAAGAGGUCUCCUUAAUAUCAUUGUGUCUGCGCUUAUACCAUCUUACAAUAAAAAAUACAUGGAGUGUUUGGUUUGUAUUUCCAAGGGAUUAGACAUAAAUAUUGCUCUCUACAAUAUGUUAAUCAUUUAAGCCUAAUAGAAUAUAGUUUAAAAACAAUUUAAUGUAGCCUGUGCUAUUUCGAAUUAAUUACUACUUUGGCCAUUGGAAAUAUAUAAUAGGUGCUGAGCAUCCAUCCUAAGAUGGAUGACACUACACUCAGUGUCAGGAAUUUAUGCUUCAUGUGAGCAUGUUUAUUGUCUCAGAUACAUGAUAACUACUGCCAAUAACUUGAUAUUUUGUAGCAAACAUUUCUGGUGACUACAAUUAUCAUCAACCCACUUUUCAAAUGAAAUAAAGUAAUUAUUCUUA